Molecule: messenger RNA, 516 nt
Organism: Microthlaspi erraticum
Lineage: Eukaryota; Viridiplantae; Streptophyta; Magnoliopsida; Brassicales; Brassicaceae
Source: the annotation of a GenBank genome assembly
AUGGAGGUUUCGACGAGAAAGCCUUAUUUUAUAGAAGAAGAAGAAGACGAUGGAAUGGCUUCUCUAGCUGAAAUGGAAGCUGGAGUUUCGAGUCCUUCUUAUUACAACAACAUGACGAAGAUGAAUCACUUCCAUCCUCAGAGCUAUUACUACAACCAGUACUCUGUCUCAUCGCCCAGAUCUGUUGUUGUUUCUCCAAAAUCCCAUGAUUUUCGAUUCGACAAUAGCUUUUACUACGGACAACCACUUGCUCAUUUCUUGGACUCUUGCUCCCUCUGCAAGAAGCGUCUUGGUGAUAACAGAGAUAUCUACAUGUACAGAGGAGACACACCGUUCUGUAGCGAAGAGUGCAGAGAGGAACAGAUAAAGAGAGACGAAGCAAACGAGAAGAAACAGAAUCUGUCUUCUUCUGUGAAAGCUAUGAGAAGAAAUGAAAAAAGAAGCUCUUCAUCUUCUCCAACUAGAUCUCGUGAUUAUGCUUUUCACAAUGGAACUGGAACUGUUGCUGCUGCUUAA